Messenger RNA from Asparagus officinalis (garden asparagus), 2703 nucleotides. RefSeq lists its product as uncharacterized. Gene Ontology annotation, molecular function: catalytic activity. The transcript has 6 exons. The coding region runs from base 1 to 2703 and encodes 900 amino acids. NCBI's taxonomy places the organism in Eukaryota, Viridiplantae, Streptophyta, Magnoliopsida, Asparagales, Asparagaceae. The record is from RefSeq and is a predicted model, not a curated record.
AUGGCGAGAUCGAGGAAGAAGAUGAGUGGAAGUAAGGGGAAGGGAGCUCUUACUAAGGAGAUUAGGGAUUCUAUUUUCGUAUAUCCUUCAUCGAUUGGGAUCUCGGCGAGCUCUGGAUCUAGAUUGGAUGAAACAGUGAAUUUCUUGUCAUCUCAGGAGAUAGAGAGUGCAUCUCAGGAGAUGGAGAGUACAGGUCCUAAGGGCGCAAAGAGAAAGAUGUCUAUGGAAGAAAUUCUUGCUAGGACGAGAUCGUUGUCAGAUCCGCCUCCUCAGAUGGAUGCUGGUCAGCAGAUCUCUCAUCAGUUAAAUGAAUCUAAAUUACCUGUGGAUCCUUUCUUGGAUGUUGGUAGAGAUGUUGUUCAGCAGAAUGAAAAUCUGAGUGUAGCUGAUCACAUUGAUGAAGGUAAGCAGUAUGAAACAUCUCAGGGAAAAGUUAUGGAUCUGGAUAAUAAAGUUGACGAUCUUAAGAUUCUUGAUAGAAAAGAACAGGGAAUUAAGAAAUCUUUUGUUAGCCUAUUUUUAGACAAUAGAAAAGCUGGAAGUGGAUUAGCAUUAAAUUUUGUUCCAUCCUCUCAAAAAACCAUGGUUACAUUUAAUGAAGAUGAAUGUAAUGAGGGGAAAAAUCUUUGGAAAUUUGCAUUAAUCGGGCAUGUUAUUGGGAUGAAUGUUAGAUUUAAAGCCAUGGAGUCCUUUGUUACUAAAUUGUGGGGUAAAAUCUCAAUUCCAAAAGUAUUUUUACUUAAGCCGGGUAUUUUCUUGUUUGACUUUCAACAUGAAAGUAAUAUGAGAGAGAUACUUGAAGCUGGUCCAUGGUUUUUUGGGGCACGUCCUUUAGUUCUUAAACCCUGGACAAUUGACACUGAUAUUGAGAAAAUUCAGGACCAAAAAUAUCCUAUUUGGGUGCAAUUUCCUAAUUUGAGAUUGAAUCUAUGGAGCUCCAUUGGUAUAAGCAAGGUUGCAAGUUUAAUUGGCUGCCCUAUCACUACUGACAAGCUCACUGCUACAAGGCAGAGGCUGAGUUAUGCUAGGGUGCUAUUGGAAGUUGAUUUGCCUCUUAAAGAACCUUUGCCUGAUAUGGUUGAAAUUCAAGGGCCAAAUGGUAAUAGCUACUGCCAGAAGGUUAUAUAUGAAUUUAAGCCAAGGAAAAAUAUUGCUAGAAAGGUUUGUGUGCCUGUCAGGAAGCCUGAUCCUGUUGUUGGAUUGGCUAAGGCUACUGACAAACAUGCACAAUUGGAAAAAUGUGCACAGAUUGCUGGAAGUGAGCAGGAACAUGUUAAUAUGGCUGGUUCUGCGAGUUUUACUGGCAAAUGUGUACUUUAUGGUAAACAUGCACAGAAUGAUUCUGGUAUUGUUCAAGAAGGGUGCUCCAAAGAAAGGCUUAAACAAAAAGCUAAUUCUCCUACUGUCAAUAUCUCUGGUUUUACUACUGUCACUAGAGCUAGUGGUGCUAAAAGAAACAAAACUAGCUGGAGGGAAUUGCAGACUAUUGGAAAUACAGUUGCUAAAGAUUGGAAGUGGUUAUCUAACAUACAUAUGGCAAAUAAAGCUAGAAUAUGGAUUCUAUGGGAUAGUGACAUACUUUCAGUUCAGGAGGUUAAAACUUCUGAUCAAUAUAUUACAUGUGAUGUUAAAUCCAAGGAUGGGAAAUUGUCAUGUUUAAUCACUGCAGUUUAUGCUUUGAAUCAUAGUGAUGGUAGGAAAGUUUUAUGGGAGGACUUGUUAUCUUUCAAAAUGAAUGUGGAUUGUCCUUGGUUAGUGGGUGGAGAUUUUAAUGCUAUAACUAGUAGUGAUGAGAAAAUUAGGGGUGCUCCAGUAACUAACACUGAUACUGAUGAUUUCCAAAGCUUUGUUGCAGCUAGUAAGCUGGCUCAUAUAAAAACUACUGGCUAUUUUUUCACAUGGGGUAACAAGCAAAAUGCUGACACAAGAGUAUGGUCUAGGCUUGAUAGGACUUUGGUAAAUGAGGAUUGGAUUCUCAAUUACACCACAAGUCGGGUUGAGUAUUUGAUGCCUCUCUAUUCAAAUCAUUCUCCAGGACUUAUAACUAUUGGUGAUGAUAAUUUUGAGGGUAAAAAGCCUUUUAAGUUUUUUAAUAUGUGGACAAAGCACCCUAAAUUCCUGGAAGUGGUGAGGUCUGCUUGGAGCUUCAAUGUCAGGGGAUACAACAUGUACAAAUUUUAUUCUAAGCUCAAGAAUCUUAAACCUUUGCUUAAAGAGUUGAAUAAGAAGAACUUUAUGGAUAUUAGUCAACAAGUGCAACGAGCAAAAGCAGAAUUAUGGGAUGUUCAAGAGCAGUUAAAUUCUGACCUCUUCAAUCCAGUAUUGAUAUCAAAAGAAAAAUUUUGUAUAUCAAACUACACUAAAUUACUGGAAUUUAUGAAAUCUAAGAGGCAUCAAAAUAGAGUUCUAUCUUUGUAUACUGAGAAUGGCACAAGGUUAACUGACAUGUCUGAGAUUACUGCAGAGUUUGUUCAAUAUUUCAAGAAACUUUUGGGCAAUGCUAAAGGCACAAUUGCUACUGAUCCUAAUAUUAUUUCAAAUGGCCCUAUUUUGAACUCUGCUCAACAGAGAGAUUUAAGUUCUCCUGUUUCCAGAGAUGAGAUUAAACAGGCUCUAUUCUUAAUAGCUGACAGUAAGGCCCCUGGCCCUGAUGGGUUCAAUGCUGUUUUCUUCAAGCUAGGCUGCAUGGAGUAUUAUCAGUGA